This is a messenger RNA of Sceloporus undulatus (fence lizard), 2525 nucleotides long. It is a transcript of the gene CMC4, whose product is annotated as C-X9-C motif containing 4. The transcript has 2 exons. Gene Ontology annotation, cellular component: mitochondrial intermembrane space. Lineage: Eukaryota; Metazoa; Chordata; Lepidosauria; Squamata; Phrynosomatidae. The record is from RefSeq and is a predicted model, not a curated record. Bases 1233 to 1490 code for a protein of 85 amino acids.
CUCACCCCCAGUUCGGAAUACCAGAAUUAUCACAUGCUGAGGGUCAACAACAGGAGACAACAGUCACACAAGUGCCAUCCAGCAGAGCUUUGCAGAAGCAUUUGGGUGGUGACUGCUAGCAAUGGAAUGCUGGUUAAGAUUACCCUUUGGUCUCGUCUAGUAAUACAAUUCAUAGAGGGGUUUUUUCCCCAGUUAAAUACGUGGAAAGAUGUCAUUCUGUUCUCUAAGGAUGUUGUGAAUUUGGUUCAUGAUACUACUAAUCUUUGGAGUGUAGUGGAGUUCUUUGGAGGUUUUUAAACAGAGACUGGACAGCCAUUCUGUUGGGAGUGCUUUGAUGGUGUAUCCCUGCAUGGCAGGAGUUUGGACUGGAUGGCCCUUGUGUUCUCUUCCAACUCUAUGACUCUGUAAUUUUAAAAUCUGUUCCAGCACGGCCAAAAAGUUACUUCACUCUCUUCUUGUUACACAGGGCACUGGCAUCAAGGGAAGAACCCUAUCCCCAACAUGUAAUCGUUGCUUCUUUCUUUGACGAUCUCUGUUUAAGGCUCUUUCUUCUCAAUAACGUUCACAUCAGUUGCUGUUCUUUGACAGAUUCAAACCCCCUUAAGCAUGUUAGCUUUUGGAUUGGCCAGGAGUGAAGAGAGAUGCUUUUCAAUGGGGAAGAGCAUCAAAGAGACUCUGGUGUUGCUUUACAUGUCAUUUCAAAAAUGAAUUUUGCUAGGCAAUAUGGGAUGGGGAGAGAACUCUGGAAUUGCAAGAAGGGAAAGUGCCAAAUCCAAUCAAGAAGAGAAAAACGUAUCUUAUCUUGGGGCCAUCCCCUUCAGAUAUUCCUCAUCCUAUUUUGUUCAACAAAUUUUAUAGGAGGGGGAGGCACCUGUGCUGUGUAGUCCAUCUGGGUGGACAGGGAAAGCUGGCUCUGACUGGCAAAGAUGUGGGAUGGGUUCUCAAGACGGGGUUCUUGUUUCUGGGCAGGAAAAAUGGACAGUGGCAAGAGAUAUGAAGAGACUCUUGGGGCUUCAUCCUGCUUUCCCAAAAUGCUUUUGGAGUUCAUGCACACUUUAUUUAGACCAGGAGUGAGGGACCUUUGGUCUGAAAUUUCCAUUAGCUCCAAACAGUAUGGUAAGAGAUUGUGGAAAUUGUGGUUCUAAAACUCUGGAAAGCCAAAGAUUUCCCACUCCAGUUUAGACAGUGUUUAGUCAACUUACUAGGCAGUUCUUUCACUUCUUCUUACCAGUAUGUUUUCCUCUCAUUUUAGUUCCUUGGCCAUGGCUCAGAAGGAUCCCUGUCAGAAAUAUGCCUGUGAAAUCCAGAAAUGUUUGCAAGCAAACAACUAUAUGGAAUCUAAAUGUGAAGCUGCCAUCCAGGAGAUGAGAAGAUGUUGUGCCCGGUAUCCCAAGGGCAGAUCCAUCUCUUGCUCAGGGUUUGAGUUAAAGGUAAAAGAGAAUCAGAAGCAGGUACUGGCUCCUAACGGAUUUCACAUCCCACAGCCCUGAGGAAACACUAUCCGCUGAGGAGCACAGGCCUUUCCUGCAAACUAUGUAGCUACGCUAUACCUCAUCCAUACUGCUUGCAUCGGAGAGUGUUCCAUGACGCAAGCCAGCUCCUCUUCCAGACAUCCACAGCAAAAAAGCAAGAACUGUCUGCUAAGAGUAGAGCUGUUUAGCAGUUCUAUCAUUGAAAUGUGUUACUGCUAUAGCCUUAUUGUGGAGUAGAUUGGAGUAGAAUAAUUCGGUGUGUUAAUGUUCAGUGUCAUCAGAAUCUAUUGUCAAGAGCAGCAGUAUUCCACUACAAGGUGGAAUCCAAGCAGUCCUUUUUGGCUGGAAGUUUAAGUUUCAGACAUUCUUGUUGUUAGAUAUGUGAAAUUGCAGAACUUUUAAUUCCAGUAUAUCGGGACUUCCCAUCUGCUCUGAAGCUGCCCUCCUCCUCCUGCCUUCUUGCUGUGCAGUGAACGUUGGCACUAAAGCUGCCUUCUUUUUUCAGCUCAGCAAUAGUUAGGUUACCUGUGUGCCUCAGUUUCCUUGUCUGCAACCCGUUUAACCUUUGGACUAUCCAGUCUAUCCUUUGGAUUGUAGAUUUAGUAGCACUGAAAUCCAAUUGCACAAUACUGAUUUAUGUGAUCACCGUUGCAAUUUCAGGGAUAGUUAUAGUGUGGUGUAUGACCUCCCCUCUUUGUAAAGCAAUAGUCACUUUAUGGAAAGCCAGAGUGGUAAAAGGGAUAUUUUUAAAAUCUCCCAUUCUGCAACUUAUGUGAGCAAAGCACAAUUUCAAUGAAUGGAAUUGGAAUGUGGCUGUAGCAUCACUUUUCUCCCCCAGUUUAGACCCUGCUGAACACAAUCCAGGAGAUUUUGAGCCUCUUUUAGUACCCUUGUGUUCAAUCUAGAACCUCAUCAGUGUUGAGUAACUUCAAAACAAGUGCAAUGUUCUGUGUGCAUUGUCAGCAGGCAUCACCAAAGCCAGUGGAAUAAUACUGUGUUAAGUCUUUUUAAAUUCCAUGCUGCAAAAAAUAAAAAUAAAUUUGAAAAAUACAA